AUGCAAAAAGUGGCAGCGGAAAUCCGCGCGAUCGCAAACCGCUACGAGAUUCAUAUCCCUGGCGAGGGUAAUGUAGCUCUGGUGCUGCGCUCCAUAGGCGAUGAGCUGCGCAGCGACCGCCUACGAUCAGAGCUCGGCGCAACAGAUUUGCCGCAGCUAUGCGGCACGCUGCUGGAUGACAAGACGCCAGCGAGCGAGCGGACUGAGGCGCUGCGUGUGCUUGCAAAUUUGUGCAUUUGUGAUUCAUCAAAUCGUGAACACAUUCUUGAGCAUGGCAUCGAUGCAGCCAUGCUCGCCGUGCUGACCCGGCAUGCGACACAACAAUCCAAGCUCGGAAAGAGCACGCUGCUAGAGCUCAUGGCCGGCGUCGGUGCCCUGCUGAAUCUCGCGACAGACUGUCCACGCGCCAGGGCCACAAUGACAGAAGCCGGCGCAGUCGCGACGGUAAGUGCAUUGGUUGGCUCCGAGCGUAUAUACCAAGUUGGCUCGUGGGCGUUUGGCCCUCCUCAAGGCGCGCGGCCUGACUGGGCCGAGGAAAUUAUGAUGCGUUUGCGCAUCGCUUCCUGGGGCUGGAGUUUGGUGCUGACCCUGCUGGACACUUCGGACGAGACGGGUCAACAGCAGCUGCAAUCUGAAAAGCGGCCUGUUGUGUGGCACGCCGAGCAAGUAUUCCACGCGCUGACACCCUUGCGUGCGCUCGCAGCCAAUACUGAAAAAGCGCCCGCGUUUGACGAGGAAUUUGACUUGGAAGAGAUGGUCGAGCUAGAGCACGCUAUUUAUCUCGGCUUGUCCGCCGUGCUGGACGACGGUGUGCGCUCUGACGCGUUUUGCCGCCUUGCCACUGUGCCAUACGGCGAGGAGCCAUCUGCUUUGCAAUCCAUGUGUGAAAUUGUGCGGCAGGCGAUUGCGCUUCCCCUGUAUCUACGUGUGCUUGUGUGCAAGGAUCAAGAUGCGGAGCAAGCCGCAGAGAGUGUCGUGGCCACGGGUCGUAUGAAGGCGUCGCAUGCCAUUGUAGCUAUCGCAGGCAACGAUGCAAACCUUGAUACCCUAUGUCCAGUCACGCCGGAUGGACAGCUUGCGUCGGAUCAUUGGUUUGUCGCAGAGCUCACCAGUGCUGUGCUAGCCGAGCCCGAACUUGUCCGACUUCCGUGCUCGAUGCUUGCACUCGGCAACUUGGCGCGCGGUGAGAAACAAUGUAUUGCACUCGCACAGGUGCAUGGCUUGGUCGAUGCUGUCGUCGCGCAUAUGAAGAAUGGGAAUAUGCACGUCGCACAUGCCGCCGUAGGCCUGCUCAAGAAUUUGGCCAUUCCCACUACCAACAAGCCCCGUAUCGCGGCGACAGGACUUGUGCCUACGCUGCUGACCUUUCUCGCAAGGGAGCGCGACAUGAUACAGCCCUUGCAGUACGGCGCCGUCGGUCUUCUCAAGCAUCUUGCGAACGAUGUGUCACACCCAGAUUCCGUGCUCUUCCUCUUUGGCCUCUUGCCAGCACCUGCAAAGCCAACCGAAAUGGUGCAAGUGCUCCUGCAACUCUACCGUCGCACGGACCAGCUGCAUUUAAAGCUCGAAACGACGCGCGUGUUUGUCCACAUCAUCCGUUCUUUGUGGAGUGCGAACCAGACCCGCGUGCAAGAGAUUGCUGCGAAGCAGCACCUAACAGAGGCGCACGUCGACGAGCAAAUCAAGCUCGCAUGUACGGAAAUGCACGACGCAGCAGUACUGGAUGCGCUCAACGCACUACUGCGCUAUGGUCGCACGAAUGCUGUGCUGCUUAGUGAAGGAUUGCUUACCCUCACGCUCGUUUACAGCGCCAAUGCCAGCACCGCGUCGGAUGCGGCGACGAGUCUGAUACAGCACGUCGAGGGAAGCGCAAGCGAACAACACUUUUCUACUGGCGCAGAGGCACUGGUGUAUGCAUUGGGCGAUGUGCCGGUGCAAAUCCAAGGGAAUGCAUGCAGCCUGAUCCAAGUACUGGCAGCCGCGCCCCCGACCGAGGCACAACAGACUCUCUGUGCAGCUGUGCGCGCACCAUUGACGUCGCUAGCAACAUCUACCUCGCAAAUUCAGUCGGCCGCAUGCAAGGCACUGGAGCUUGUAGAGGCGCAGCAAAUGUAG
Messenger RNA from Malassezia vespertilionis, 2115 nucleotides. RefSeq lists its product as uncharacterized. Gene Ontology annotation, cellular component: cytosol. The transcript has a single exon. Bases 1 to 2115 code for a protein of 704 amino acids. Gene Ontology annotation, molecular function: guanyl-nucleotide exchange factor activity. The record is from RefSeq and is a predicted model, not a curated record. NCBI's taxonomy places the organism in Eukaryota, Fungi, Basidiomycota, Malasseziomycetes, Malasseziales, Malasseziaceae. Gene Ontology annotation, biological process: positive regulation of GTPase activity.